Strongyloides ratti is the source of this 1011-nucleotide messenger RNA. Its product is annotated as Homeotic protein caudal. The record is from RefSeq and is a predicted model, not a curated record. Bases 1 to 1011 code for a protein of 336 amino acids. Gene Ontology annotation, molecular function: DNA-binding transcription factor activity, RNA polymerase II-specific; RNA polymerase II transcription regulatory region sequence-specific DNA binding. Gene Ontology annotation, biological process: animal organ morphogenesis; embryo development; anterior/posterior axis specification. NCBI's taxonomy places the organism in Eukaryota, Metazoa, Nematoda, Chromadorea, Rhabditida, Strongyloididae. The transcript has 4 exons. Gene Ontology annotation, cellular component: nucleus.
AUGGUACGGUUAAAUCUUUCUGGAUUAAUGUUAAUUCAUCAAAAAAAAUAUUCAUUUAGAUUAAAGAAAGCAUACCGAAAGAUAGGAUAUAUUAGCAUCCUUAUUUGGAACAUACCGCUAUUAGUUACUAUUUUAGGUAGCAAUAUGACAAUGCUAUCUUCACAAGGUGGGGUUCAUGAUAUUGCUAGUACUAACGUAUCAUUUCUACCACAAGAUACAUUUACUACUAAUAAUUUUUAUAAUACUAAUGCACAACCACUUUUAAAUGAUAAUAAUUCUAAAAAUUGGACAAAUUAUUCUACACAACAAAAUAAUACAAUUUCUAGUCAAAAUAAUACUUCUACAAUUAGCAAUAAUACAUCAACAGGAAUGAUUGAUAAUAAUGUUUUAAGUAAUCAUACUGCUAUGCUACAAAAUCAUCUCAAUAUGAAUAUUGACCAAUUUAAAUGGCCUGUUGAUCCAUUAUAUAAUGCUGCCAAUUUUGCAGUUGCUAAUUCAUUUUAUGAUAAUAGUAUACCCUAUCCAACAGAUCCAUUUCCAUCAACAUCUACAGCACAAGCAUUAUCAAAUUAUAAGAAUAGUGAUAUGAAUAAUUGUACAAGUUUAACAGCAGCAGCAUGGAAUAAUUAUCAAAAUGUUAUUUUACCACAAGGAAAUACUUUUACUGGAAAUUAUCCAUGGAAAAUGUCAAAUAUAAAUAAUUUAAAAAAUAAAGUUAUUAAAAAUGAUAGUCAUUUAACACAUGAUCCACCAUACAGAACUGGACCAGGAACCAAUAAUGUCAGAGUCCGAACAUCAGAUAAAUAUCGUAUGGUUUAUACUGAUUUUCAACGUUUGGAAUUAGAAAAAGAAUACAGAACAAUGCAAUUUAUUAAUGCAGAACGUAAAGCACAAUUGUCGCUUGAUUUAAAAUUAACUGAAAGACAGAUAAAGAUAUGGUUUCAAAAUAGGAGAGCCAAAGAUAGACGUGAAAAACAGAAGGGACAUGGUGGAACAUCACCUAGUAUAUAA